Molecule: messenger RNA, 1347 nt
Organism: Aspergillus saccharolyticus JOP 1030-1
Lineage: Eukaryota; Fungi; Ascomycota; Eurotiomycetes; Eurotiales; Aspergillaceae
Product: RING-H2 finger protein
Exons: 4
Coding region: 1-1347 (448 amino acids)
Biological process (GO): ubiquitin-dependent protein catabolic process
Cellular component (GO): cytoplasm
Molecular function (GO): ubiquitin protein ligase activity
Source: RefSeq, a predicted model, not a curated record
AUGAGUAGCCGCACCCUCCGCAAACGUCUCUGGCGGCUGCAAACAGGACCGAUCGGCAACAACGCUGCGAAAUCAUUGACCACGUUCACGGAGGUAUUUUUUGCCAAUCCGGGCCAAGCGAGUAAUGCGACACCGUCAGUCAAUGACAGUGCCGCCUUCUCCUUGAAGCUUGACCAUACCGUGCAAACGCUGUCGAGCAAAGGCGCCCCUAGCAAAGGCCCAAUUGAAGGGUUUCUCUUCGUUCCGAGUCUCGACGCUGCCGAUCCGUGCAACAAUGCCACCGCGAAAUACGUCCCCGCCAAUGUGACCCGGCUCGACGAGAUCACCGCGCUCGGAAACCGCAAGAUCGGCCUGGCGCCCUGGAUCAGCGUUGACUGCACGCAGGCGUUCUUGAGCGCCUCUCGAGAAGCGGGAACGGAUGCGCUGGUAUUCUACCAGCCUCACAGUGACGACUCUGAACCGCCACCGCCAAGCGAUCAAGUAUGGUCGUUAGGCGAUGGAGACGACUGGAAGGGCACAAACAAGUAUCCGGUGUAUGCGAUACCCGGGCCGGCGGGUGUCACCCUGAUGGAGAAGCUAUCGUUGUACGGGACUGUGAACGACCCUGCUGGGGGGUUCCAGUCUGAUUACCAGUUGGUGUCUGUCAUUGAUAUAGAAAACUCCAGCCAGACCAUGCCUAGUUUGUGGGGCUUUAUUCUUGCCAUCUUAGGCACGAUCCUCGUAUUGAGUGUGAUUCUGUUGUUGUUUUACCAGCUCGUGCAACGGCGACAUCGACAGACCCUCCAGCGGCGGCUGGAGAACGGGGAUAUCGACCCAGAACAGGUGGCAAUGCAUCAGCUUCGAGUUCCGCAGGACUAUCUGAAUUCGAUGCCGAUUUAUGUCUAUAGAAUCGAGGGUGCCGAUAAUCACGAGAUCCAGGAACACCCAGCCUCGCAUGCUCAUUCGGCAACAAUGGGGUCCGCGGAGACGAUCGUCGUCAAAGCCGAACAUCCAGACACUCCCCCGCAAUACUCCUCCGAAACGAUCAUCAUCAAACCGGAGCCGGCCAGAGUCAAGCAAGAAGACAGAGCAUCCAUCCACUCCACCCGGGACAGCGGGUUCUCGGGACGAAUGAGUGGUAGAUGGCGCGAGAAUCGAUUGAGCCGGUCACAGACGACGUGCGCGAUCUGUCUGGACGACUACGUCCCGGGCGAAACCACCGUGCGGGAGCUACCCUGCGGACAUAUUUUCCAUCCUGAAUGUAUUGACAUUGCAUUGACGCAGUCCAGCAGCCUGUGUCCGUUGUGCAAGACGAGCGUGCUGCCAGUGGAACGGUUUCCUGCCCCGGAUUACACAUUAGGCCAUUGA